Molecule: messenger RNA, 617 nt
Organism: Zootoca vivipara (common lizard)
Lineage: Eukaryota; Metazoa; Chordata; Lepidosauria; Squamata; Lacertidae
Gene: RPL27A
Product: ribosomal protein L27a
Biological process (GO): translation
Cellular component (GO): ribosome; cytosolic large ribosomal subunit
Molecular function (GO): structural constituent of ribosome
Source: RefSeq, a predicted model, not a curated record
CCCCCCCACCCCCGCCGCGCGAGACCUAGACAUCGCGAGAAGAGCGCGCUUCCCCGGUUCUUUUGUGAAAGCUCGCGAGAGAGGCCUCUCUCUCUUUCCCUUUGACUCUGGCCCAGCAAGAUGCCUUCCAGACUGAGGAAGACCAGGAAACUGAGGGGUCAUGUUAGCCAUGGCCACGGCCGUAUCGGCAAACACAGGAAGCAUCCUGGAGGCCGUGGUAAUGCUGGGGGUUUGCACCACCACAGAAUUAAUUUUGACAAAUAUCAUCCUGGUUAUUUUGGAAAAGUUGGUAUGAGACAUUACCACUUGAAGAAAAACCAGCACUUCUGUCCUACAGUGAAUCUGGAUAAACUCUGGACACUUGUUAGUGAGCAGACAAGACUCAACUAUGCCAAAAAUCAGGCGGGAUUAGCUCCAGUUAUUGACGUUGUACGCUCGGGUUACUACAAAGUCCUGGGCAAGGGGAAACUACCCAAACAGCCUGUGAUCGUGAAAGCAAAAUUCUUCAGUAGAAAGGCAGAAGAGAAAAUCAAAGAAGUUGGUGGUGCCUGUGUGUUAGUGGCAUAAAGGAUUUUUCUAUGUAUCCAGACUUCAAUAAACACAAUUUCAGCAGUGUA